Messenger RNA from Rotaria sp. Silwood1, 672 nucleotides. NCBI's taxonomy places the organism in Eukaryota, Metazoa, Rotifera, Eurotatoria, Philodinida, Philodinidae. The record is from the annotation of a GenBank genome assembly.
AUGGUAUGUUAUAUUUUUUUACAACAUAAUGAUCAUAAUAUUGUAUCAAGUUCAUUGGAAACACAUGAAAUUAUACUUAAAUAUUCAAAUUUAUUUGAUUUUGAUCAAUUAUUAAUUUCAACCCAAAUUGGAUCUAUAGAAGAAAUUCGUGUUACUUAUUCAACAUAUCAACGUUGGUUUAUUGAAAUGAAUGAUGAAUUCGAUUCAACAUCAAUGAUUAAUAAUGAAAAACGAACAUCAGUUGCUAAACUUGUUCAUCAAUUAUAUUUUUUUCCGAUUAGAUAUAUACUCAAUAUGGAUGGUACGAUAAAAAGUGAUGAUGAAUCACGUAUUACUGUUAAAUGUGCUACACCAACAUAUAUUACAUAUCUUUUAUCUUUAUAUGAAUACGGUGAUCUACAUUUACGUGGUACAUGUGCAAAUUUACUUGUUACAUUAAUUCAAACAACAAUUCAUCUUUUAACACUAUCAUCAUUAUCAAAUUCAUUUAAUAAUUCUUUUAUUAAUCAAUGUUCACUUGUAUCAACUCAUUCACAAGACAGUUCAAGAAUUGAAUUAUUAGAAGAUUCUAUUCAACAUACUACAAGUUCCUGUAUUCUUGCUAAAUUUGCUCUAGCUCAACUUAUAGAUGAUAUUGAUUUUCGAAUAUUAACUUAUCUUGAACAACAAUAA